Ipomoea nil (Japanese morning glory) is the source of this 1789-nucleotide messenger RNA. RefSeq names its product probable magnesium transporter NIPA6. Gene Ontology annotation, biological process: magnesium ion transport. The record is from RefSeq and is a predicted model, not a curated record. Gene Ontology annotation, molecular function: magnesium ion transmembrane transporter activity. The coding region runs from base 340 to 1374 and encodes 344 amino acids. Lineage: Eukaryota; Viridiplantae; Streptophyta; Magnoliopsida; Solanales; Convolvulaceae. Gene Ontology annotation, cellular component: membrane. The transcript is spliced from 9 exons.
UGCUGGCGAAGUGGGGAUCUCCCUCGCUGAGAUGAGAAAAUCAAACAUAUAAAUACACAUCUGCCACGAGCUUUGAACUGGCAGCUCUACACCCAUCUGCCUCGUGCGUCCUCUUUCACCACAUUCAUCUUCAAAACAAACAAUUUUUUUUGUAAAAUAUUCUGAAAAACGCAGUUGGCCCCUUUCUUUUUGUUUUUUAUUUAUACUUUUCUUGCUCAGAUUUUCUAUUUUUCUUGAGAAAAUCGAGUAGCGCUAGGGUUCUGAAUCCACAUUCUUGGCAUUUCAGAUGAGAAUUAAAUCCUCGAUUGGUUGUAGAAGAACCUUAGAAACGUCUCUAUCAUGAUCACUGAUAAUUUGAUAGGGUUCGGAUUGGCCAUGGCAUCCAGUGCCUUCAUUGGAUCCAGCUUCAUCAUCAAGAAGAAGGGACUCCAGAGAGCCGGCGCCUGCGGAACUCGAGCUAGUUCAGGAGGGUAUGGUUAUCUAUGUGAGCCACUCUGGUGGAUUGGCAUGGUCACCAUGAUUGUUGGAGAAUUUGCCAACUUCAUAGCUUAUAUUUAUGCGCCCGCUGUGCUUGUGACACCGCUGGGAGCUUUGAGUAUAAUAGUUAGUGCUGUUCUAGCUCAUUUCUUACUGAAGGAAAAAUUGCGGAAAUUGGGAGUAAUAGGAUGCAUUUUAUGUGUAGUUGGUUCUACAGUCAUUGUUCUUCAUGCUCCUGGAGAACAUAGCAUUAGUUCUGUGGACGAAAUUUGGGGUUUAGCAAUCCAGCCAGCUUUUCUUUUGUACAUUGCAGCAGCAAUAGCAAUAGCAUUGGUACUGGUGUUGUAUUGUGAGCCACGCUAUGGACAGACAAAUAUUAUGGUUUAUAUUGGAAUUUGUUCCAUAAUUGGAUCAUUGACGGUAAUGAGCAUUAAAGCAAUUGGCAUUGCUAUAAAGCUUACGCUGGAGGGUUCAAGUCAAGUUGCACACCUCCAAACGUGGGUUUUUGUAACAGUUUCAGUUACAUGUAUAGUUAUUCAGCUCAAUUACUUAAAUAAGGCUCUGGACACAUUUAACACAGCUGUUGUUUCUCCAAUCUAUUAUGCAAUGUUCACAACUCUCACAAUUGUAGCCAGUGCCAUAAUGUUUAAGGACUGGUCUGGUCAAAGUGCUAGUGAUAUUGUGUCAGUUCUUUGUGGGUUUUUAACUGUUCUUUCUGGUACAAUGGUUCUUCACAGCACUAGAGAUCCAGACCCCUCUCCUGGUUCAGAUUUGUACACUCAACUUUCUCCUCAGAUUUCAUGGCUAGUUCAUGCCAAUGGUGAGAUAUGGAAGCAGAAAGAUGAUGAUUUGCAUCACGAAUUUGUUGCAAUAAUUCAGCAGGAUCAUUUUAAGUAAGGAAAAUAAUCUGGAUAAUUGGUCAGAGCAUCGUAUAUGACUAAUUUUUUUUCCCGCUUACAUGGACAUCUAUAUUAGCUUCAGUUCCAUUAAAUUUUGCAGCUUGAAGAAAGUUGAGUAUGUUUAGAUCAUCUUCCUGUGGUAUUAGCAGAUCGAGGAUCUUUUCCUUUCUUCUAGAUGUGCAUGAUAUUUCUUGUUUGUAGCCCAUUCUAAAUCUAUUUAUUCUCUAAAGUUUAUAGAGAUUGAUUGAUUCUGCUAGCCUAGAGUGUAAUUAUAUGUUUAAUUUGUCAUGUAUUUUAGUAACACUUUCUCUUAUAGGCUUGUAUUGUUUGUAAAUCUAAGGCUGUGGUUUGUAAAUCUAAGAAUGGUGGCUACCUUAUUUAUAUUGAGUGAAACAAACCCACUUUUCUAUUUG